AUGCAGAACUGCGGAGGCGGCUCCGUCGGCGGCGUCGGGGCCCGGAGAGCCUUUGACAGUAUCUGUCCCAAUAGGAUGCUGGAUCUUUCCAGCCGGCAGCUCAGGAAGCAGGAGAAGUUGGAGAAGAAGUUCGUGCCCCCGCGGAAGCUCUUUGAGAGCAGCAGCCCCAUCUCUAUUUACACCGACCCCCCGGAGGCGGAGCUGGCAGGUUUGCCAGCCUUGACUACGAUUGACUGGCAGGAUUUCGCGGAUUGCUCCUCACUCCUGCAUGAAGAAAGCUCCCCCAGCUGUGAUGCUGCGGUGUCACAGAGCCACUGUCCACAAACAGAACCACAGUUUGAUCUGCAGGAUUUCAGGGAUGCAGUGGACAAUCUCAUAUCAGACCCAUCGUCUUUGAUGUCAUCUCCCAUGGGUCCUGAAGACUUUUCCUUCCCUUCCUGCGACGUCUCAUCCUUCGGUUCCUGCAUUUCUCCCCAGCCGGAGCACCCUGUGCCUCGCAUGAGCAUUCAAGGUGUUCCUCAUCCGGAGCAGUACUGGAAGGAAGUGGCCGACCAGAACCAGAAAGCCCUGGGAGAUGCCCUGGUAGAAAAUAAUCAACUGUACGUGACACUGACCCAGAAGCAGGAGGAGAUCGCGUCCUUGAAAGAAAGGAACAUUCAGCUGAAGGAGCUGGCCAGCAGGACUCGACACCUGGCUUCUGUCCUUGAUAAGCUGAUGAUCACCCAGGCCCAGGACUGCAGGGCUGCUCCGGAGCCCUUCCUGCUCAAAGCUUCUGCUAAGAGGAGCCUGGAGGAGCUGCUCACAGUCAGCGGCCAGGACUGCGCCGAAGUGGACGCGAUCCUGCGGGAGAUCUCGGAGCAGUGCGAUGCAGCUCUGCAGAGCCGGGACACCAAGCGGCCUAGGCUGCAGCCCGGAGGUCCGGGCACUGCCGGUCCGCCGCCGGCGCCCCUGCACGGGGCCUUCCGCGGGCUGCGGGCGGACUGCAGCCAGGGAUCCCUGAACCUGAGCCAUAGCGAGCUGGAGGACGGUGGCUCCUUCAGCACUCCGAUUCGGGACCACUGCACUAUCCGCACUCUGGCGUUCCCCCAGGGCAACGCCUUUACUAUACGGACAGCCAGCGGAGGCUACAAGUUCCGCUGGGUGCCCAGCUGA
This is a messenger RNA of Vombatus ursinus (common wombat), 1152 nucleotides long. RefSeq names its product multiciliate differentiation and DNA synthesis associated cell cycle protein (gene MCIDAS). The record is from RefSeq and is a predicted model, not a curated record. The transcript has 7 exons. Lineage: Eukaryota; Metazoa; Chordata; Mammalia; Diprotodontia; Vombatidae. Gene Ontology annotation, cellular component: nucleus. Gene Ontology annotation, biological process: negative regulation of DNA replication; negative regulation of cell cycle. Bases 1 to 1152 code for a protein of 383 amino acids.